AUGAUAGUGCAGCUUCAUGUUUAUGUGACGCUCCUCUUGUGUUUGUGUUUGCAGCUUUGUGGUAAACGCGUUUAAAGCUCGUAUGGGUUAUAUAGUUAGCUCACUGGUUGUUUGUGACAUUUGGUUUUGACUGAGCUAGCACUCAGCUCAUUAUUUUCAGCACCCUGACCACAAUCUGGACUUUUGAUCGUGUCAUUAGACUUAGUUAAUAAUGUAGCUGACCAGCCUUUCUUCGACUUCAGUAGCUGAACAGAUGCUGGAAACCUGACUAUCCCCCUGGUGAGUGGCGUUUUUUCCUUUUGAGCGUGGAGGGCGUCUGAGUGAAGGCUGAACGAUGGUCUGAUGGACCGCCGCUUCUUCCUGACCUUCCUCUUCUGCUCACUGUCGUGGAUCUUCUUCUGGGAAGUGCGCUGGAAGAAAGGGAAAGAGAGUCAGAUUGAGGAAUGGCUCCAAGGACAUAGCCUCUCUGAAUACCGACACUUAUUUGAAGAUGUACAGACGCUGGAGGAACUGAGUCUGAGUGUAUUGAGUCGUCUGGAAGAGGUGGUGAAGGAACAGCGGCGCUGGAGGGAAAUUGCAGAGGCCCACAUCCAGCUGCUCCGAGACUUUGCCUUCCAGGAGUGGCUCUGCUCCCAGAACCUGGAGCACUAUUACCAUACACUGAAGACGUUGGGUUGUAUAAAUCUGGAUGAUCUGUCUCGGUUUGACAGUGAACUGCAGCUGUCUUUAGCUGCCUGGGGUUACUACUACGAAGACUACAUAAGGUUGUCUACAGGCAUUAAGAUCCUCCAGACGUCCAGGGGGAGUCGUGACCAGGACUACGAGAUCCGGCUGGUGCACAGCCUUGCAGAGAGGCGUCUGAAUGAGAAGUGGUCGCUUGCGGGAGCUCUCAUAUUUGGCUGUACUGUGGCACUGUGCUUCUUGAUAAGGGACCUCAUGUUUUACGUGAUUGGUGGAAUUACUGUUUCCAUCAUAGCGUUUGUCUUCACCAUCAAGUUCCUCUGUGAGCUUGCAGCGAGAGUAGUCAGCUUCCUGCAGAAUGAGGAUCCAGGGCGACGCGGUGACCGCAGUAUCUACGACUAUGUCCGGGGCAACUACCUGGACCCACGCUCCUGCAAGGUGUCUUGGGAUUGGAAGGAACCGCAGGAAGUGGGGCAGACUAUGAGCUUCAGAGUCCAGCUGUUCUAUAAGAAUGGCCAGCCUUUCCCAGCCCAUCGGCCUGUGGGACUGAGGGUCAACAUCACCCACAUUGAGAUGGCUCUGGACAUCCCUGUUACACAGGAAGUUCUGCACGAACCAGAGUCUAAUGUAGUCAAAGUGGCAUUCACAGUGCGCAAGGCCGGACGUUAUGAGGUUGCUGUCAAGCUGGGUGGGCUCAAUGUGGCCUACAGCCCUUAUUACAAGACAUUCCAGCCAGGUACAGUUGUCCCAUCCAAAACCAAAAUAGCCUACCACUUCUCCACCCUGGUGCUAACAAAUGGCCAGCAGCACACUUUGCAGAUUGAGCCCAGGGACGAGUAUGGAAACCCCACCAGUAACUCCACAUCUCUCACGGAUGAAGCCAACUACAGCGUCCAUGUGCACUCUCUGGGCACAGUAGAUGAUGACAGUCUGGAGGAGUACUACAGUAAAUCAGUUACACUCAACAAGCAGCAGUGCCAGGUUCUGCUAAGACUGACCCUGAGGAGGACGGGCUGUUUCAGGGCCCGCAUAUCAUACAAAGACCAGCCGCUCAGCAACGGGGAAUUUGACAUUAUUGUUCUCAAUGAGAAUGAGAAGGCCUGCGUGGAGAAGAAUGUGUCCACUCCUGGCAUAAGUAUCUACUUUGAGGCAUACCUUUACAACAGUGGGAAUUACAGCAGCUCCUCAUGGCAGUUACCCGCCUCCUCUUUGCUGGCUCCCCAGCGGAGGCCCUCCAUGGGAGAAGAGGAGGAUGAGCACGACUCUCCUGUGGAGGGACAACCCGAGAAGGUCAAGAAACCAAAAAAGGUCUACUGUUACAUAUCGCCAAAGCAACUAUCCGUGAAGGAGUUCUACCUGAAAAUUAUUCCGUGGCGCCUUUUCACAUUUCGAGUAUGCCCAGGAACGAAGUUUACCUAUUAUGGUCCAGACCCGGUUCACAAGUACCUAACUCUAGUGGUGGACGAUGGGAUACAGCCUCCCGUGGAGCUCAGCUGCAAAGACAGGAACAUCAUGGCUGCCACCUUCAUUCGCUUCCUGCACAAGAACAUCGGUGGCUCUGAAACCUUCCAAGACAAGGUGAACUUCUUUCAACGUGAACUCAGGCACAUCCACUCCAAGAGACCUCGCACCAAGACCUGCCUAAAAAUCACUCGACACUCUAUUCUAGAUUCAUCCCUGAAGGUUACAAGAAACUUCUCAGUGUCCGACUGGAGUAAGAACUUCGAGGUUGUGUUUCAAGAUGAGGAAGCUCUGGACUGGGGAGGGCCUCGCAGGGAGUGGUUUGAGCUGAUUUGUAAGACCCUCUUUGACACCUCCAACCAGCUGUUCACCCGUUUCAGUGACAACAACCAGGGACUUGUGCACCCAAAUGCUGACCGGCCGCCUCACCUGCGUCUAAAGAUGUAUGAGUUUGCGGGUCGCAUCGUAGGGAAGUGUCUGUAUGAGUCUGCUCUGGGCGGGGCCUACAAACAGCUGGUUCGUGCGCGCUUCACACGGUCCUUCUUGGCCCAGAUCAUUGGCCUCAGGAUGAACUACAAGUACUUCGAGACGGAUGACCAGGAGUUCUACAAAACAAAAGUUUGCUUCAUCCUAAACAAUGACGUGAGUGAAAUGGACCUGGUGUUCGCCGAGGAGAAGUACAGCAAGUCGGGACAGCUGGAUAAGGUGGUGGAACUGAUAUCAGGGGGAGCUCAGAUUGCUGUUACCAAUGAAAACAAGAUGCAUUAUCUCAACCUGCUGGCUCAGUAUAGACUGGCCAGCCAGGUGAGAGAUGAGGUGGAACACUUCCUGAAAGGUUUAAAUGAACUGGUUCCAGAAAACCUGCUAGCCAUAUUUGAUGAGAAUGAGUUGGAGCUGUUGAUGUGUGGCACCGGUGAUAUAAACGUGCAAGACUUCAAAGCUCAUGCUGUGAUUGUAGGAGGAUCGUGGCACUUCAGAGAGAAAGUGAUGAAGUGGUUCUGGGCCGUGGUGUCCAGCUUCACUCAGGAGGAGUUGGCCCGUCUGCUGCAGUUCACCACCGGAUCCUCUCAGCUUCCCCCGGGGGGAUUCAACACCCUUUGCCCCUCUUUUCAGAUCAUCGCUGCUCCCACACACAGCACCUUGCCCACUGCACACACGUGUUUUAACCAGCUGUGCCUCCCUACCUACGACUCCUACGAGGAGCUGCACAAGAUGUUGAAGCUGGCCAUCAGUGAGGGCAGCGAGGGCUUCGGCAUGCUCUGACUCUCUCCCAUCACUGGCACUGUGUGUUCCACUCGUACAAGAAGAGACCAGCACUGUCCACUCCGGUGCACCACUUCCCUGCAUUCAUCUGCAUUUAACAGUGGGCUUCUUGGCAGAGAAGCACCAAGACUCCCUAUAAAAUACUCUCUCAGGAUGAGAGGGCAUUAAAGGAAGUCCCAGAAAGCUUUCCUGAGAUCAGGACUCAAUCAUAUGAACUCUAGUGCUACUGUAUGUAUAUAAAAUAUCUCACUUUUGUUAAAAAGGAAAACAUGAAUUGCUGGAAAAGGUGAGGUUUAGGCUAGUUUUAUUUCUUAAUGCUAAAGUUUGCUUAGUUUUAUAUGUUUGAAAGACAUGACGCUAGAGCAAAGGCCUCGACUAUUACUGUAUAACUGCUUUUUUUCUUUUGCAUUUUGCAUUUUGCAAACUGAGGAACACUUAAGUGCAACAGCAGCCUACAUUUGACGUGGGUAACGCGUGCAUCAACAGCACUUUGGCCUUAAUCGAUCAGGGACUGAUGUGUGUAUGUAAAUAUAUAAUAUCACUCUUUUAUUUGAAUACUUGUACAUAGUAGUGUGUAUACACAGGUUUUCAUCUGGUUACCUUUUUUGAUUUGACGUUUAAGGAGAAGGGAUUUCUUUACAGUUGCACGUUUGAUGGGUUGAGAGUUUAUAUAAUUUCUAUAAGCUUUUUUUUUCCUUUUUUUCCUUUCAGAUAUGAAUGGUUUUAAAAGAAGCCAAGUAAUUUCUAUUGUUUAUACAUGUUUUUAACUUAUUGUGUCUUGGAAAAAAUAUAUAUAUUGUGUUAUUUGUGUUGAUCCCUACUGUUUAAAAUAUGUUCGUCUGGAGCGGGAAAAUGUUUUUGUUAUGUUUUAUAACCUGCCUUAUUCAUACCCGUUGCCUCUGAUUGUAUCCAGAGAGGUGCGUAGGUGAAAGAAGUGUAGUCAAUAGGUAAUAGAUAUAUUAUGACAUUUCUACUAGUACAUGCAGGGGUCACUGUGGUUGGCUGGUUGUUGGGGAUAGCCCAUAUAUAACAAAUAUGUUGUUAUAUAUGAUGAUUCCUUUUUUUAUUCACAGCCUUUUAUGGGUUUACCUCAGAAUCUCCUAUGUCACCUUUGCAUUCUCUGACACAGGAGUAUGUGUGUUCAAGCACAUGUAUAGAAAAGCAUAACAUAUACAGUUUGUUCAUAGUUGCCUCCUUCCAGUUCAGACUAUACAACCUUUAGCCAUAUUAUCCCACAUUCUCAGUAAACUAAAGCAUUAUAUCAGUGGCUGUUACGCCCUCUAUGUUGUAAAACUGUUAUCUUUUAAUGCUGAUAGUAUUGUCAAUAUCCUGAGCCAACAGACUUGUUUUCUCUUUUUCUGUUCAUAAUCGUGUAGCAGUUUCUUUGCUGUUCCAGAGUUUACAUGUUCGUUAGCCAUUUUGUAAUAGUGUGCCAGCCAGAGUGUUCGUGAAGCAUUUAGGAAAAUUCAUGUUUCGAAGAAAAAGAAGACGUUAAUGGAUGAUUCUUCUCAGUAGUAUUUUAAAAUUUGUUCAUGCCCCCCCCACUGAGCACUCUGGAUGCAGUUUCACUCCUCACAUUAUUCUCACAGAUGGCAGUAAAAGUUUGACUCGGCCACUAAGAGAUUUAACUCGUUGAGAGGCAGAGUUGUCACAUUUUUGACUACAGUUGCUGCAGGUUGGGAUUGGCCGCAUUGAUUCACCUGAGCUAAUUCAGCGUCUGCUUGGGAUUUGACGAGAAUUAGCUUGUUCUUUAGCUGGAUUUUUUUACAGUGUUAAGAGGUUUAUAAGAAGAUUUGUUUGUGUUUGUUUGGGUUGUGCAAUGUUGACCCGAUGUACUGAGGAGAGCAGUGAAAAUGUGGAGUGCUUAUGAAAAUGUUUCAUCAAGGGUGUGUUUUCUGCACCAAUACCAAUGGUAGUUUAAACAAAACGCGUAUUAGUUGUCCCAUUAGACAUGACAAUUAUAAACAAAUAUGAAGGAGGUCUGUCUCGUUUUAUGUUCUUGUUUAAUGUUUGUUUUUCAUGAGCAUUUACUACUCUGUUUUAUGUUUUGAUUGUUUCUGGGUUAGAUGACCUGAGUGUGACUUUUUAGCAAUGUAGAUAUUGUGAAAUAUGAACUUUGAAGCUGGGGUACUGUUUUCUUUUCUUCUUUUUUUUUAAACGGCAAGCCGCUGCUGAUGAAUGUUUGAGAUUCUCUGCACUGCAGGCCCUUUGUUUAUGGAAAUAAAAAAAAAUGAUGGACUAAA
This is a messenger RNA of Larimichthys crocea (large yellow croaker), 5648 nucleotides long. It is a transcript of the gene arel1, whose product is annotated as apoptosis resistant E3 ubiquitin protein ligase 1. Gene Ontology annotation, cellular component: cytoplasm; cytosol. The record is from RefSeq and is a predicted model, not a curated record. NCBI's taxonomy places the organism in Eukaryota, Metazoa, Chordata, Actinopteri, Sciaenidae. The transcript has 22 exons. Gene Ontology annotation, molecular function: ubiquitin protein ligase activity. The coding region runs from base 343 to 3405 and encodes 1020 amino acids. Gene Ontology annotation, biological process: negative regulation of apoptotic process; ubiquitin-dependent protein catabolic process; protein polyubiquitination.